GGUACCAAGAACAGUGAUUAUCAUACAUUGGGAGAAAAAGCAAAGGAAGUGCUUUUUAUUUUCGACUGGGCACCUAAACAGAAACUGCAGUUGUAGUAUGAAGAAGGGUAGAGGAAGAACAAGCCGGAUCAGAAGACGGAAACUCUGCAGAAGUUCUCCAUCAAGGGGAGUGAAUGAGAGCUACAAGCCUGAAUUUAUAGCGCUUAAGAAGUGGUUGAAAGCUAGGAAGUUUGAAGAUACAAAUUUAAUACCUGCUUGCUUUCCAGAUACCGGGAGAGGGCUGAUGAGCAAAACGUCCCUGCAGGAGGGACAGGUGAUUAUUUCGUUGCCUGAGAGUUGCCUGCUCACCACGGACACAGUGAUUAGGAGCUACUUAGGGGCGUACAUUGCUAAGUGGCAGCCUCCCCCGUCUCCUCUGCUGGCUCUGUGCACCUUUCUAGUUGCAGAAAAGCAUGCUGGGGACCAGUCCCCCUGGAAGCCCUACCUGGAGGUUUUACCGAAGGCCUACACCUGCCCUGUGUGUUUGGAGCCGGAAGUGGUGGCUCUUCUUCCCAGACCUUUGGAAGCGAAGGCCAGAGAGCAGAGGGCGCGUGUGCGCGAGCUGUUCACUUCCUCCCGAGGCUUCUUCUCCUCCCUGCAGCCUCUGCUCUCUGAGGCUGCGGCGAGCGUCUUCAGCUACAGGGCCUUCCUGUGGGCCUGGUGCACGGUCAACACCAGAGCCGUGUACAUGAAGCGGGGCCGGAGGCAGGGCCUGUCCGCGGAGCCAGACACCUGUGCGCUCGCCCCGUACCUGGAUCUGCUGAACCACAGCCCGGCCGUCCAGGUGAAAGCAGCAUUUAAUGAGGAAACCCGCUGUUAUGAAAUCAGGACGGGCUCGGGCUGCAGACGGCACGAGGAGGUGUUCAUCUGCUACGGCCCCCACGACAGCCGGCGGCUGCUGCUGGAGUACGGGUUUGUUCCCUGCGGGAACCCCCACGCGUGUGUCCCCGUCUCACAAGAUGUGCUUGUUAAAUAUCUUCCAUCAACAGAUAAGCAGAUGAACAAAAAGAUUUCCAUUUUAAAGGAUCAUGAUUUUAUAGAAAACCUGACGUUCGGAUGGGACGGGCCGUCCUGGAGGCUGCUCACGGCCCUGAAGCUGCUGUGUCUGGAGGCUGGAGAGUUUCCUCGCUGGAAAAAAGUCCUUCUUGGGGAGAGAAUUUCAGAUACAAAUGAGAAGAUGAGUUUGGACAUCGCCCAGAAAAUAUGCCGUUAUUUCACAGAGGAGGCUAGUGCUAUGCUUCAAAAGGUUUCUCACAUGAAAGAUAAAGAAAUGGCGUUGAUACACCAGCUCACUUUGGUGGAAACGUUGUGGACAGAAGAGCUGAAGAUCCUCCGGGCAUCUGCCGAGACCCUGAGCGGUUUGCAGGCCGCUGUUCGAGACUCACCCACGUGCCUCCGAUGGCCUCCCCUGCUGGGUGUCGCCCCCUCUGCGGGGUGUGACGCCUGAAACACUGUACACUAAGGUUCGUUUUACCCUGAAUCCUUUUUAGAUCUUGGCUCUGGAUUUAUACUGUUCACAGCGUUUUUACGCCUGUUAACAUUCAGGACAAGGGGGCGGGUGUCAGAGCAGAAAUCAUUCCACAGAAGCCAAGAGCUGCUGCUUAGAAACACUGGACAUUGUCGAAGCACAACACGAUGCGGUGUUCCCUUCCGGAGCCUCUGGGUGCAGGACGAGCUGCUUCCACUUCUCCCAGCUGAACAUUCCGGGUCUCCAAGGGCCACAGCGACCGGGGUUGUGGGAGGCAGGAGAGGGAGUACUACCAGUCGCCGCCCGUCAUCUUUAAAUGCAGCAGCCCAUGCUGCGUACAGGUUAAUCCCAAGCUCAAGUGCACGAGUCCUCGGCUCAGCCGGUCAGUGCCACGUGAGCGGCAGAACACACGGUGCUCAGCACUCGGUGCACGUCUCGGCCUCCUGUGAGAACAAGCCCCACUCGCCCCGUCCAGGUGUCUGAGGAGCAGAGCUGAGUCGGGCUCAGCAGUGAGCUGGAGACGCUUCCCUCUUCGUCCACUGGGUGGCGCGAGAGGACCGCCGAGCCGGAAGGCUGGCUCCUCAAAAGCAGGCAGUUGGGAUCUGGACAAAGCAAAGCGACUGUGCUCCUGGGACAGAACGCUGGUGUCCCUGCUCUCCUGGGGGCCUUGGCCUCCUUGGGUGAGAACAGGCAGCUACACAGCAGUUCAGGGCGAAGGGGCCUGGCCAGGUGUGGGGCUCAGAGGUGAGGGUGGGGGGGCAGGUGAUAAGAUGCAGGACUGCCUGUCAGCCUACGACAGCCAUAGGAAAUGUCAGUAUGUGGCACUUUUUCUUGAGCAGAAGAGAAUGCCUCAUCGCAGGGAGCAGGUUUUAGUUCCAUGUCUUCGAGAGCAGGCAGACAGGUCCUGGCCAGGCAAACAGGAAGGCUCACUUCCAAGGGUGUAAACUGAGCCCCCACCCAGAAGGGGGUCUGCUCCUGUGAUGGCUUCUGCCAGGUGUGUCUGGAGCCGGGAAGGAGCCUUCCUCUGACGGGCUGGCCGUCCGUCCUUAAAGGCGUGCGUUUGACGUGAGGACAGAGCCUCAAGGUCGAGUGGAGUGUGCUCGGUGUCCUUGGACUCCAGCAUCCAUGUUGACUGAUAGGCUCCGAUCCCAACCGGCUGGUGACAGGCGUGAGGUGGCCCCGCACAUCACUCGUUUGAAAUGAUCUCUUGGGUCUGCUGGGCCGUCCCAGGGCCCCGUUGUCUGUCCUCAGGUGGAGACUCGCUCACCUUGCAGGUCCUUGGACCCUCUGCACCACCUCUCCGUGGAUGCACAUCCCGGCCCCGCCUCGAGCGGGCGGCAUUCCAUGCAGAGCGCCUGCAGGGCCUGGCGAGGCCCCUGCUGCAGGUUUGAAGGUUCCCCUGGAACUGGACGCGGAGAGAGACCCACACGUGGCCGUCGGUCUGAUUGGAGUUGCCUGACGGUGGCGGCUGUUUGUCUGGAAGCGAUCUUGCUGAGGAGGUCAGGUGGGGGCCAGGCGCUGUUUCUGAUGUGGUUUAAUGUGCAGGUGAGGCUGGGAGCCAUGGCUCACGUGGGCUCGACAGAAACUGUGAGAGGAAGGAUUCUGUCUCCAUUCGGGAGCAGGAGCAGCGUCCUGGCAGGGCCAUGGUAGCCCAUCUUCUUCCUUUAUAAUCUGUAGUGGCAGGAGCCCCCGGAGCUCACCUACAACCUGCUCCCCACGGUGGUCUGCAGCCAGCAGCGCCCGCGCCCCGGGAGCUCGCCUGUUAGAAAGGAGACUCACACCCUGGGCCUGACGCGUCCGAGUCUGCGCAGUGACGGACGUCAGAAACGCUGCCUCAGGCCAGCUCUCCAGCAUCUCCAGGGCCCGCGUGGGUGCGGGGCCAGCUCGGUGCCAGGCUGUGCCAUCCAUGCAUGGAGUCCUCCUCGCCGGGCACCGUUCUCUCGAUGGAUGGGGAAAGCCCGGCUCGGGCCAGGGGGCGAAGUCUCUGCCGCAGACAUCAGAGCCCGGGCCGAGCGCGGAUGGGGCCAGGGGCUUGCACCGAAGCAUCUCUGCGUAGACACCUUUGCAGCAGACAUUUCCGCGCAGACAUUUCUGCCUCAUAACUAAUGGGCUGUGAGGCAUUUCUGCCGUAAGAGAGAGAGAAUGACUGGCUGGCAGGUUUGUUGUUUGGCUUUAUUUCUCUAUUGACGAAGCAGUCAGGUGCCGUAAAAAUAAAAAUAACUGGUGGCGAUUU
Messenger RNA from Myotis brandtii (Brandt's bat), 3740 nucleotides. It is a transcript of the gene SETD4, whose product is annotated as SET domain containing 4. The transcript has 10 exons. The record is from RefSeq and is a predicted model, not a curated record. NCBI's taxonomy places the organism in Eukaryota, Metazoa, Chordata, Mammalia, Chiroptera, Vespertilionidae. Bases 98 to 1486 code for a protein of 462 amino acids. Gene Ontology annotation, molecular function: protein binding; histone H3K36 methyltransferase activity; transcription coactivator activity. Gene Ontology annotation, biological process: positive regulation of transcription by RNA polymerase II; peptidyl-lysine dimethylation; peptidyl-lysine monomethylation.